This is a messenger RNA of Neogale vison (American mink), 1636 nucleotides long. It is a transcript of the gene UBXN11, whose product is annotated as UBX domain protein 11. Gene Ontology annotation, molecular function: ubiquitin binding. The record is from RefSeq and is a predicted model, not a curated record. The transcript is spliced from 15 exons. The coding region runs from base 87 to 1631 and encodes 514 amino acids. NCBI's taxonomy places the organism in Eukaryota, Metazoa, Chordata, Mammalia, Carnivora, Mustelidae. Gene Ontology annotation, biological process: proteasome-mediated ubiquitin-dependent protein catabolic process.
CGUGUGACAACAAGAUGGCGGCGCCGUGGGACGGCUCUGUGGCCCUAUGCUGGAGUUCCUGACAGCUAGCGUCUCGAAGUAGAACUAUGGGCUCACCUUUGGCCUCCCUUGGCAAGACCCGAAGAGUGCCCCUGCAGUCAGAGCCUGUGAAUCCAGCCAGGCGAGGGAUAAAAAUCUAUGGAGAUGAGUACAGGCUGCUUCAUCUGGGCCAGAGCCCGGGGCCCCAGUGUUCUCUGGGCCUCAGCCCCAGAGCAGUGACCUGGGCAUCCCUGUCUGCAGAAGACGAGGCAGACGUGCUGAAUAAUGGACUUGGCCCAGAAGAAAAGAUCGCUGUCCCUUCCUGCUAUGGCGGCAUUGGUGCACCUGUGAACAGACAAGUCCCCGUGUUCCGUGACUCGGAGCUGGUGGCCACCCUGACCAGGAAGAUGCGGGAUCUGGAGCGGCAAGUGAGGUCUCAGACUGAUGAGUUGCUGUCUAAGGAUCGGAAGAUACGAGCCCUGGAGGAAAUGGUGCAGAACCUCCAGGAGCACCAGGGCCAGGUCAGGACGCAGCAGCAGCAGGACCUGGAGACCACAAUCCUGCGGCUCCAGCGCCAGGUUGAGGAGAUGGAGCGGUUCCUCGGUGACUACGGGCUGCAGUGGGUGGGCGAGUCUGCGGACCAGGAGGGCUCAGACAACCAGGCAGACUCAGAGGAUGGCAAGAGGGACUGGAUGACAGCCAAGAAGUUCUGGAAACCAGGGGACUCACUGGCGCCCCCCGAGGUGGACUUUGACAGGCUGCUGGCCAGCUUGAAGGAUCUCAGUGAGCUGGUGGUAGACGGUGACACCCAGGUGACACCAAUGCCUGGUGGAGCACGGCUCCAUGUCCUUGAGCCCAUCCCACUGAAGCUCUAUCGGAAUGGCCUCAUGAUGUUCGAUGGGCCCUUCCGGCCCUUCCGUGACCCCUCCACACAGCGCUGCCUCAGAGACCUCCUGGAUGGCUUCUUCCCCUCAGAGCUCCAGCGGCUGUACCCCAAUGGGGUUCCCUUUAAGGUGAGUGAUCUGCGCAAUCAGGUCUACCCAGAGAAUGGGCUGGACCCAUUCCCAGGUGAGGGCCGCGUGGUGGGCCAUCAGAGGAUUCACAAGCUGCCGGACAGGAUGGAGCACCCAGGGUCCAAGAUGACUCCUGAGAAGUUUCUGAACAGGCUCCCCAAGUUUGUGAUCCGGCAAGGCGAAGUGGUUGACAUCCGGGGACCCAUCCGAGACACCCUGCAGAACUGCUGCCCAUGGCCGGCCCAGGUCCAGGAGAUCGUGGUGGAGACACCAGCCUUGGCUGCUGAGCGUGAGAGGAGCCAGGAGUCACCCGAGUCACCAGCGCCUCUGCUCUCCAUGCUGCGCAUCAAGUCUGAGAACGGUGAGAAGGCCUUCCUGCUGAUGAUGCGGCCCGAGGACACUGUUGGUGAUGUGCGCACCCUGCUUGCAAAGGCCAGGGCUGUGGACACCACCAGCUUCGAGAUCAUCAGUACCUUCCCACCCACGGUCUACAGCGACAACACAGUCACACUGCAGGCCGCGGGCCUGGUGCCCAACGCAGCGCUGCUGCUUCGCACAAGCCGGGCCCCGCUGCCUGCUCCAGGCCCCAGCUCCAAAUAAAGAGC